Molecule: messenger RNA, 630 nt
Organism: Monoraphidium neglectum
Lineage: Eukaryota; Viridiplantae; Chlorophyta; Chlorophyceae; Sphaeropleales; Selenastraceae
Exons: 3
Coding region: 1-630 (209 amino acids)
Source: RefSeq, a predicted model, not a curated record
AUGAGCCCCGCCGCCGUGCUGCGCAGCCCAUUUGAGCGCUGGUGGGCGUCGUUCCAAACCAUCCCCCUGGUGCCGCGGAUGCUGGCCCUGGCCGGCGCCAUCCCCUUCAUAGCGCUGGCGCCGCCGGUGUCGAAGCAUCUGACCUGGGUCCUGCCUUAUGACAUAAUCGAGAACAGCGCGAUGUUCCAGGUGGGCUACGGCAUAUCUAUAGUCACUUUCCUGGGGGCAGUGCACUGGGGACUCGCCAUGGGGAGCGCAGCCAUGGCGUCGCCCCUGCUGGCGCGCGUGUCGCGGGAGUCAUACUUGUGGAGCGUCGUGCCCUCCCUGGCCAGCUUCUGGCUCGUUGGCGUGGAGCCCGGCCCCGCCAGCCUGCUGCUGUGCCUGCUGCUGCCGGCCUGCUACGUCGUGGAUAAGGCACGCGCCAACUACCUCCCCGUGUGGUACUUGACGCUGCGCGGGCCGGUGACGCUGCUGGCCACGUUUGGGCUGCUGCUGACAGCCACCUAUUACAUAUAUUUGGAGGCAGACCGCGUGGCGGCGGCUGCUGCGGAGGCAGAGCAGCGGGAACAGCAGCAGCAGCUGCAGCAGCAGCAACAGCAGCAGCAGCAGCCGCAGGCCAAGGCCGCGUAG